AUAAUAAAAACCCUAGUAUCACCCACUCACACUUUUUCCCAUUUCCAUCUUUUUUUUAAAAAAAACAAAAAAACCAAAAAAAAGAAACACAUAUACAUCAAUAUAAACUUAUUAUCAUAUAUAUGUUGAAGAAAGUAAGAAACAAACAUGAGACUGAGAGGAGGUGUGACAGUCUUGUUAUUAUUAUUGUUCUUAGUGGUUUCAGGACCUAAAAUAUCAUCAUCAACAGGAAUAGGGGUGAAUUGGGGUACUGUAUCAAACCACAGGGGGUUGUCUCCUUCAACAGUUGUGGAUCUUUUGAAAGAUAACAAGAUUCAAAAAGUGAAACUAUUUGAUGCUGAUCCAGAGUGUUUAACAGCUCUCAUGGGUACUGGAAUUGAAGUAAUGGUUGGUGUCUCCAAUGACUUGUUGGCCACUUUGAGCUCUUCUACUGCUGCAUCCGAUUUGUGGGUUUCCCAGAAUGUCUCCAGAUAUAUGCUCACUCGCCCCGCUGCUAACAUCAAGUACAUAGCUGUUGGAAAUGAGCCUUUCCUUGCAAGCUAUGGUGGUCAAUUCCAGUCAUAUGUGAUGCCAGCCAUAACAAAUCUGAAACAGUCAUUGGCAAAGGCAAAUCUGGCUGGUAAUGUGAAGCUAGUUGUUCCUUGCAAUGCCGAUGCCUAUGAGUCGUCCCUUCCUUCUCAAGGAGCAUUCCGACCCGAGCUUUCUCAAAUCAUGACAGAUCUUGUUACAUUCCUUGAUUCCGAAGGCUCCCCCUUUAUUGUCAAUAUCUACCCGUUUCUAAGUCUGUACGGCAACUCUGACUUCCCACAAGAGUACGCAUUUUUUGAAGGGACAACCCAUCCUGUCACCGAUGGACCGAAUGUAUAUUAUAACGCAUUUGAUGGAAACUAUGACACUUUAGUUUCUGCGCUUAAUAAACUUGGUUUUGGGCAGAUGCCAAUAGUUGUAGGGGAGGUGGGUUGGCCUACAGAUGGAGCCAUCAGUGCAAAUGUCAAUGCUGCAAAACUUUUCAAUCAGGGACUUAUAAAUCAUGUUCUAAGCAACAAAGGAACACCUCUUAGACCUGGACAGCCCCCUAUGGAUAUCUAUCUUUUUGGCCUUCUUGAUGAAGGAGCAAAGAGUGUUCUUCCAGGAAGCUUUGAGAGACAUUGGGGGAUUUUCUCUUUCGACGGGCAGGCAAAAUAUCCACUGAACCUUGGAUUGGGUAUCGGGUUGUUGAGAAAUGCCAAGGAUGUUCUUUAUCUACCCUCCAGGUGGUGUGUUGCUGACCCUUCUAAAGAUCUUUCUGGUGCAGCAGACCAUUUUAAACUGGCUUGUAGCGUUGCAGACUGCACAAAUCUAAAUUAUGGCGGAUCAUGUAACGGUAUUGGUGAAAGGGGUAACAUUUCGUAUGCAUUCAAUAGUUACUACCAGGUACAGAAACAAAAUUCUCAGAGCUGUGAAUUUGAUGGGCUUGGGAUGGUCACUUUUUUAAAUCCAUCUAUGGGUCAAUGCAAAUUUCUUGUGGGGUUUGCUGAGCUGAUGGUCACUAAGCAUGUUUCACUAGGUGUGAGUUUGAACUUCGGAUCCAUCUCUGUUUGGAUACUACUGAUGUCUUGGGGGUUCUUUGGAAUUAUUAUUUGAAUUGGGUUAUGUGAUGUCGGAUUUUUAAGGGUUGCCGACACCUUGAACUCAUUAGUUAGAUAAUUUUAUUCUGCAUCAUCACAUUAAGCAUUUUAAUCUAUACUCAUUUAUCGAUUA
This is a messenger RNA of Erigeron canadensis, 1740 nucleotides long. Its product is annotated as glucan endo-1,3-beta-glucosidase 5. Gene Ontology annotation, molecular function: hydrolase activity, hydrolyzing O-glycosyl compounds. Gene Ontology annotation, biological process: carbohydrate metabolic process. NCBI's taxonomy places the organism in Eukaryota, Viridiplantae, Streptophyta, Magnoliopsida, Asterales, Asteraceae. Gene Ontology annotation, cellular component: plasma membrane. The coding region runs from base 148 to 1623 and encodes 491 amino acids. The record is from RefSeq and is a predicted model, not a curated record. The transcript is spliced from 2 exons.